AUGUCAUCUCAGGGCCGUGGCAGCUCCCACUGCUGUACCAAUGGCGACCCCCCAUCACCAGAUGGUGGUCCCCCCAGACCAACCGUCUCCAGCAAGGUAACCCAGAGGGCCAACCGAGAUAAUCUAUCUUCGUGUUCCACGGGGAAAGCAGAAGCAGUUGUACUAUGCUCAAUUUCCGAGGCAGACAAGGCAGAUACUGACGACGAGGGUAUCAACAAUGCUGUCAAAGUUAGGCGACGCUCAACUACCCUCAGCUCUGUCACACAGAAACUGAGAAAGCAUUUGUCCCUGGACUCAGCUCUCUUGAAACGGCGCUCGAAAUCGAGUGUUGGGACGACUGACGAAGAGGCUGACCGCCGAGCAGAGUUGAAACGAAUCCGCAACCGGCGAAUCCAGGAAGAGUUGAGCAACGAGCAAAUCUAUGACGAUGAUGCAAGAUCACUGUCUCCAAUCUCGGGUGGGGGCAGAUCGCUGGGAAAGAGUACUCAAUCUUCUAUGCGAGCUCAGGCGCCAUCCGAAGCUUCCCCUCUUCCGCCUUUACAUACUUGCUCGUCAGUUUAUCGAACCUUGUCUAUCCAUGAACCACCUUCUUUGGAUGGGCAAAAUGAUGCCCCUUUGCACGCGGUUCAGGGUGAGGUGACGGAAGAAAGCAAGAUUUCAGCGCCAUUGACUGAGUUCAUUCCCACAGAGCCAGACAAAGUGCAAGAAACAAAGGUUGUGUUGCCUCAAUUUGGUCAGCAUGAGAGAGAGCUUAGCGAUAUUCCCCCUAUUCCUCCAGCGCCGAUUUUGCAACCAAAACGUCUCCCGAGCAUCACAGAACCACCUAAAUCGUCCUGGCGGCUAUCAUUUGCCUCAAGCAACAGAGGCGAAAUACUUCGCAAGUUAAGCUUAGUGUAUGACAUGAAGGACGACGUAGACUUGGAGCAAUCGGAUGGUGACCCUCCAGCUGUAGGAACUUGGCUCUAUAGUCAAAGGCCACGAUCGCCAUCUAUUCCCAGUUUAAGCUCAGGUGGCAAAACAAACUCUGGACCUUUGGCCUACCACUCGCAGACAUGCAGCGAUGGCCACGAUUUUGGAGGUUCCGGCGAUGGAGUCGAACAUAAUCCAGCAACAAUACAUCUCCAUGAGAUGGACAUAUCCCGGCGAUUGGCAUCUAGCGGCCCUGGGGCUUCUACUUCUUCUCCACAUUUGUCUAGUUGGAGCUCACAUCAUCGUCCUGAUUCAAACAUUCUUAACACUUCUCAGGCUGAGCGAGUUCGGCAUCCGGCAAAUUCAGAUUCCGCAUCGCUGGCUGAAGAAAUUGCUCAAUUAUGGGAUCAAAUUGUGGAAGACGGCCUCUCAUAUUUCCACCCCCCAGCUGUCAACAGGGCCCAACCCGAUGUAGAGACCCCACACGCCAAUAGAUCAUCCACUUCGCCUGAGACCCAGACCAAAGCUUAUAUUAAGGAGCUAGAAAGAGUAGAAUAUUUGGGAGAGGAUACAGUUUUGAGCAUUACUACACCAGCCAUUGGUCAUUCACCCAAUGCUCAAUGCACUCCAGCAAUGCCAAUUCGGAGAUCCACAACUGAUAAUAGCUCCGUUCUGGCCUCCGAAACCGAAUCAUUUCGUGAGCGUGAAGCCGAACUUAAUAUUAUUCAAACUCGCUUCUUGCCAAGAGAGACCAGAAAAAGCCCUAGCACACCUGUGUCUAGCAAGUUUAAAGAGGAGUUUGAUUUGGAUCUUCAGCCCCCAAAAUCAUGGACAUCCCCCAAACCGUCUAUAUUCUCUAGACUCUCUAAGCUUGUAACUCGAUCCUAUGAUGGACGAACAACUACGGAACAAUCUCUUACUAUGCCCAUGCCAGACAUUGCCCAGAUUGACUUAGUAAAAACCCAAACAUGUGGAAGCGAGCCUACAAGGGGAGGUCGAGCUUGGGCUUUCAAGUCGAAAUAUAUUUCAAGAAAGAGAGCAGGAACGGGGAGCGGAGAUAAUGAUGAGCCAAAGAGUAGAUUUCUCCUUGGGGGGUUGAGUAGCAUGGUUUGGGUCAAGAAAAAGGAAGAUGAACCUAGCAUCGAUGAGGACAAACCCGCAGCUGAUGAAUCUAGGAACAACCCAGAUGAAUGCUCGGAAAUAGAAGAGCUGGCAAUUAAUACAUGGGCCGAGAAGAUGGCUGCUACUACGGCACCAUUUAAAGCACACAAGGAGAAAGUCAUCAGAAAAAGGAGAACGACUGGGCCAGAUCUCAGGUUUCCAGAGGCCUGGGCUAGUUAUCCAAGCCAUUCACGUCGGGAACGAAGUCUAAGCGCUGGCUGGCCGGAUUCUGUUGACGUGAAAGACUUCGCAUCGAAAACUUCUGGCAUUGAGGACCAUAUCUACGGCCAACGCGAGAGAAAGCAACAUCCUCCACCAGAUGAUACAUACGGUUCUACUUUUGACGGAGAUGCUGAAAGGGUGGUAGAGGAUUUGGUGGCGAAACCGGAGCGAGACCUCAAAGCAGAAGUGAACAGGAUUGAGGCAGCUGUAGGCAGCUCUGCCAUUGGCAAUACGGUUCAUCGAAGGAAUAGUCCAAGUUCGCUGGAGUUGGACUAUCCCCAGUUGCCCGGGGUAGAGAGGCCGCCCGUGGGUGCUCUUUCGAUGAAAGAGACCACUGCGACACAGAUGGCGAAGAAUAAUCUGGGCGAAUUGAGCGAACGCACAAGGAGAGAUAAUUCAUCAGUCGAACGGGCUAAAGAGGGCAUGUUGUUGCGGGAAGCUGAUACGGUCAAUAGUGGAAUCCCAAAUUCAAGGGGCGGCGAGGUACCACUGCAAGCACUGGACAUUGAUAUUGGGGACCCAACGUUUUACGAGGACUGCGUUGUUGGCAAUGGUGCAGAGCAGAUCGAGCAGAUCGAGCAGCGGAGCAGCAAGAGGCGGAAUUUCGUGACAUACAGGUCAAGCGAUGGAGAAAAGUGCAAAUAUGGUGGUAACAGGCGGGAUAAUAUCAGCUUGGGCUCCAGGGUCUUAAGGGAAAGUACGGAAGAAUAUUGCUGUGAGUUGGAACGCAUGGAGAAGGUUGAGAGAGAUAAACUUCUCGGGGUUACCGAAGAAACCUGGGGAUGGAAGCAAUAG
Venustampulla echinocandica is the source of this 3087-nucleotide messenger RNA. RefSeq lists its product as uncharacterized. Lineage: Eukaryota; Fungi; Ascomycota; Leotiomycetes; Helotiales; Pleuroascaceae. The coding region runs from base 1 to 3087 and encodes 1028 amino acids. The transcript has 3 exons. The record is from RefSeq and is a predicted model, not a curated record.